UUUUCGCGUGCCGUCCAUCGAUUAAACCCGUUCCGUCCCCCGGCACCACCCACGUGGGUCGUUGAUAAAACGAAGAAAAAGAAGAGGACUCCGAAGACCCCGUAAUUAGUCGUCACCUGCAGUAUACUACAGUGCCAAGUGCCGAGAAGAAACCAAGGGGUGGAGUGAUAUUGCGGAAGUUGGUGUGUGUUAGUGAUUUGGCGUGACGAAAUCAUUGUAAAAGUGUGAUAACAGCAUCGACUGUUACCGGAAAGUUGCAGUGAUGGGAAUGAAAUUUGUGACCCUGCUCCUCCCGCUGGCUCUUCUGGCAACGGCAGCCAUGGCCAUUACGACGUCCCCCGUGCGGGACCUUCAGGGUGACGGCAACAGUGCUGCCAGCCGCAAGGACAAACGUGGCAUCUUGGGCCUUGGCGGGUACGCCGCUCCGGCCCCCAUUUACGGACCUGCCUUCGGCCACGGUCACUUCCACGUGGCCCCUGCCGCACCAGCUCCCCUCCCGGUGGGUGGUCACUUUGACGUUCCAGUUGCGGCGGCCCCAGUUCCGGCACCCCUGCCCCUGUCCGGUCCCGACGGAGUGGUGGUCGCCGCUGGACCCGGACCGGGCCCGUUUCCCUUCCUGGGGGCUCACGCCCACACGCACACCGUCGUCACGAAAAAGGUCGGCAUUCCGAUUCCCCAGCCGUACGCCGUUCCGGUCGACAGGCCCUACCCGGUGCCGGUCAAGGUCCACGUGCCCAUCCCGGUUGACCGGCCCUACCCGGUGGCCGUCCCGAAGCCCUUCCCCGUGCCCGUUGACCGGCCCUACCCCGUGCCGGUGGCCCAUCCAGUCCCCGUGCCGGUGAUCAAACACGUCGGCGUUCCGGUGCCCGCGCCCGUGCCGGUGGCCGUUCCCAAGCCGGUUCCGGUGCCGGUGCACACGCCCUACCUCGUCGACCACCACCACGAUCCGUGGGCGGUCGCGCCGAAGCUGUGGUAGAUUCGAACACUGGCCCUUCCUGGCGCGAUGGUGGACAUUGCAUGCUUUCAGGAAAGGUGGUUUUGGUGGUUGGGAUAGGCAAAUUGUUUAGGUUUAGUUGCUCAGUACAAGUCAGACGCGAUUCCAAAGCUCUAGGAAAUAUUUAGCCAUUGUUGAUUGGUAACACUAUUUAUUGUUAAUUAGUU
Messenger RNA from Culex quinquefasciatus (southern house mosquito), 1161 nucleotides. Its product is annotated as tetra-peptide repeat homeobox protein 1-like. The transcript has 3 exons. The record is from RefSeq and is a predicted model, not a curated record. NCBI's taxonomy places the organism in Eukaryota, Metazoa, Arthropoda, Insecta, Diptera, Culicidae. Bases 263 to 976 code for a protein of 237 amino acids.